CGGCCGCCGCCAUCUUUCUCUCGGCACCGUGCAGCCAUGGGCCACCAGCAGCUCUACUGGAGCCACCCCAGGAAGUUCGGGCAGGGCUCCCGCUCUUGCCGCGUGUGCUCCAACCGCCACGGCCUCAUCCGCAAAUACGGGCUCAACAUGUGCCGGCAGUGCUUCCGCCAGUACGCCAAGGACAUCGGCUUCAUCAAGCUGGACUGAGCGCCGGGAGGAUGAGGCGACAGCCAGGAGCUCCCGCGGCCUCCCUGACACAUCUACAGCGUCUCGGCUCAGCCUUACUUAAUAAAUGAUCUCCUAACCCAGC
Messenger RNA from Sturnus vulgaris (Common starling), 310 nucleotides. It is a transcript of the gene RPS29, whose product is annotated as ribosomal protein S29. The record is from RefSeq and is a predicted model, not a curated record. NCBI's taxonomy places the organism in Eukaryota, Metazoa, Chordata, Aves, Passeriformes, Sturnidae. Gene Ontology annotation, biological process: cytoplasmic translation. Gene Ontology annotation, cellular component: ribosome; cytosolic small ribosomal subunit. Gene Ontology annotation, molecular function: zinc ion binding; structural constituent of ribosome.